This is a messenger RNA of Paralichthys olivaceus (Japanese flounder), 1643 nucleotides long. RefSeq names its product fructose-2,6-bisphosphatase TIGAR B-like. The record is from RefSeq and is a predicted model, not a curated record. NCBI's taxonomy places the organism in Eukaryota, Metazoa, Chordata, Actinopteri, Pleuronectiformes, Paralichthyidae. Gene Ontology annotation, cellular component: cytosol. Gene Ontology annotation, biological process: negative regulation of glycolytic process; regulation of pentose-phosphate shunt. Gene Ontology annotation, molecular function: fructose-2,6-bisphosphate 2-phosphatase activity.
AGAAGUAGUAGUAGUAGAAGAAGAAGACAGAAGCAGGAAGUGACAGGAGGAGAAGAUGUUGACGUUCAGUUUAACGCUCGUGAGACAUGGGGAAACACAGUACAACAGAGAGAAGCUGCUGCAAGGUCAGGGUGUUGACACUUCCCUGUCAGAGACGGGUGUGCUGCAGGGAGAAGCAGCUGGAAAAUACCUCAAAGAAAUCUCCUUCAACAAUGUGUUUGCCAGUAACUUACAACGAGCUGUACAGACUGCUGAGCUCAUCAUGAGGCACAACGCUCACUGUUCUGGCACGGAGAUGGUUCUGGAGCCGCUACUCAGAGAGAGGAGUUUUGGUGUCGCUGAAGGACGUCCCAAAGAGCAUCUGAAGAACAUGGCCAACGCUGCCGGCCAGUCGUGUGGAGAUUACACGCCACCAGGAGGAGAGACUUUAGGACAGGUGAAGCUGCGAUUCCAAAAAUUCCUCAAAAUCCUUUUCAAGCAAAUGUUGGAAGAACAUGGCUCGUGUGGCUCGGACGCUUCUGAGGGAGCGUUAGCAGCCGGAGACGCCACAAAGGUGACGGCAGCUGCCGCCUCGGACGUCGCCUCUGUCGGUGCGGCCGAUGACGGCCUGCAGGGUCUCGCGCUCCACGCUCUGGUAGUGAGCCACGGUGCCUACAUCCGCGUAGCCGUCGGGCACAUUGUGGAUGACUUAAAGUGCUCCCUGCCUGCAGGGGUGAAAAUGUCCCAGCUGACCGCACCCUGUCCAAACACCGGCAUCGGCCGCUUUAUCUUCACUCUGAGCCCGUCCGAGUGCGGCCCGGUCCUCUCUGCUGCUCGCUGUGUUUUCACCAACAGGAAGGACCACCUGGAGGAGCUCACGGCUGCUGAGUAGUGAGUAGAAGUUUUGUGUGUGCAGCAUCUGUGCACGUUAUAUCUAACACGUAAAGAAACAAUCAUGAACGCUAAAGGGAAUUAUGAGUCAAAGACCUCAAAGUUACCACAGGCAACUGAAAAGAGUACACAGGGUUUUUCUCAGUAUUCAAUAUGUUUUACUGUGGAUCAGUAUUAAGACUACUUGUGUGAUAUUGUAUUUUAAAACAUGUCAUCCUUCCAACUCCGGGCCAGUAAAGACUCGUGUGUCAGUCUCCAUACUUCAUGUUUUAUUACCUCAUUUGUUGCCAAAGUUGGACUAUUGAAUGUUUUAUUGAACACUGAUGAGUCUCCUGUGCAGCUGCUCGUUUCACUUGUGCAAUAUAAGAUGACAACACUAAAUCUUUGGUUGAGUUUUUAAUGUACAUGUAUAAUUUACAGAAAGAGUUUGCACAUAUCUGAAAAUGCUGUGAAACAACAUUUAUUGUUUAUGUUUAUGUGGGUUAGUGCUUUGUACUGAAACUCAUGUUUCCAGCUGUUUCAUUUGGAACUUUCACUUGUCUAAUACACAAGAAACAUAGGCUGCUAUAGAUAGAACUACCAUAGAUGUAUCUGUACCAUGUGAUUCAUGGUAUAUUUUCAGAAAUACUUUGUGUUUCUGUUUUUUCCAUCACUACUGACUACACACUCCUUUUAUCGCCAUGUAAGUACAGAAAUGAAUUACUUGAUGAACUUAAGUCUAACAAACCUUAUGCAGUAAUGACGGGUUGAAUAAAACAUCUUGACGCACUGCA